Molecule: messenger RNA, 3097 nt
Organism: Trichoplusia ni (cabbage looper)
Lineage: Eukaryota; Metazoa; Arthropoda; Insecta; Lepidoptera; Noctuidae
Product: probable sodium/potassium/calcium exchanger CG1090
Exons: 16
Coding region: 936-2963 (675 amino acids)
Biological process (GO): calcium ion transmembrane transport; intracellular calcium ion homeostasis
Cellular component (GO): membrane
Molecular function (GO): calcium, potassium:sodium antiporter activity; calcium channel activity
Source: RefSeq, a predicted model, not a curated record
UGAAAAGACUGAUUUUGAAAAAUUUGGCUGACAUUAAAAAUGUUUCCUAUGUGAUUAGUAUAAACCUCGUUAAUAUUGCUCGAUAAAUUAUUCAGUUUAAUACCAAUUAAGUUGACCCCGUUUGUAUUCUCCCGAUUUCUCCCCCAAUUGAUAUCUAAUCCCGAUAACAAAAGAUAAACUCGUAAAAUUGAAUCCAAAAAUUAAAACCAUUUAGAAGUUAAUAAACCUCAACAAAACCAGCUUAAAUCCAUUUAAUCAAAUGUUUUGACAAAUGAAUGAAAAAUAGGCGCCAUCAUGUCUGUUCCUCCAUCAAUGCUGAAACAAUGCUCGCCGGAAUACAAAUGCUUGUAACACCACGUCUUACAAAAAGUACCCUUAUGUUGAACAUUAUAAGGUCUACAAAAUCUGAAGGGAAACGACGCCCUCAAUUCUCUGCCACCGUCAAUCAAAUUUCAGCUUUAUUGUGUGCAAGAUAAAGACUAAACGAUGAAACAAUGUUGCGAUUUUGUUUGUAUGCGUGAGUCGCGCAGUCGCCCCGAGCCACCGGCAGUCAGCUCGGGGGCGCCACUGAGCUCGGUUGUAUCAAACCUCCACGGAGUUUGCACCACACCGGAGUCAUACUAAAAUUUGUGAAAAAAAAACUAACUGUCAAUUCCCGCCUUCCAUUUUCAAUUUUAAUACUCUUUAAAUUUUUUUUCGAACACAAGUGUUUAUAUUCAGCCUGGUUGGUUUACACUUUUAAAUUGAGUAUAAAAUAAAUCUGUCGGAGUUUUUUUAUUGAGGCUAAAGUAAGAUGUGCGUUUUAUGAGUGUAAAAGACAGCGGCGGCAAACGUUUGGUCGUGUCGUGUAUUACGUAACGGUUCCGGGGAAAAUCGAUACCCUGGGCGUAUAAAUAGCGGCGAGUGUUGAGAACAGCUGGCCGCCCGCCAGAACCAUGCAGCCUACGAGGAUGCGCCGACCUCGCCGGCACAGAUGGCUGACCGUUUCCGUAUUUUUCAUCGCGUACUCCGUGUUUCAAGCGGUGUACAGCCCCUCGAACGCGUCCGAACCUAACGACAGCCCGGUGGAAGAAAACCUGGCCAUUGAGAAGCCUACCUUCAGGACUGAAACGUCGAAAGAGGUUCCUACUCCAGAAAUCCCGAUAACCCAGCCGACGGUGCAAGAGGAGGAGAGUUCCCCAACCGGUUCCAAAAAAGGGCUUAAAGGACUCGAGGAUGAAGACGAACCGGAUAAGAAGGGACAGAAGGAUGCCGGAUAUGUUGAGGACAGUGAAACGGACACCAUUCGCGAAGAGGAGAGAAAGGAAUGGAAGAGCAAUCCCACCGUAAAACCUCUUCGUGUUAACUGUUCCCCACCAGCCAUAGAACAGUUCCCCAAGCCCCUCAUGGGUCAGAACGCUCGCAAGCACGGCGGCCUGAUCAUCCACAUCCUGGUCGCAGUGUUCACGUUCAUCGGUCUCGCUAUUGUGUGCGACGAGUACUUCGUGUCCAGUCUCGAUAGGAUCUGUGAAGAAUUAAAGUUAGCUCCUGACGUGGCCGGUGCAACAUUCAUGGCGGCCGGCAGUUCUGCGCCUGAACUGGCAACAGUGGUUAUUGGGGUCUUCUGCGCUCAGGAUGAUAUUGGUGUGUCCGGUGUGAUCGGUUCGGCCGUCUUCAACAUAAUGUUCGUGAUCUCGGUCUGCGCUCUCUGCGCCGGCACCGUCUCUCACCUCAACUGGUGGCCUCUCUGCCGCGACUGCUUCUUCUACGCCAUCUCCAUCCUCGUGAUGCUGUGUACCAUCGCUAAUUCCAUCGUGUCUUGGCCCGAGGCUCUGUUCAUGUUGAUAAUGUACGCGGUGUACUGCGUGGCGCUGCGGUUCAACACGGCGCUGGAGCGCUGGGCCAUGAGCCUCCCGCUGCCCUUCAAGCUGCCCACCAGGGAGGAGCAAGCCGCACUCGUCACCUACAAGAGCGCUGGAGGCCAGCCUGCCGCCGCCGCUGGAGACAGCACGUACGCUCAGAUGGAGGGACAGACCAAGGAAACGCCGCUACAGGACUCCCCUACAUACAACCCUGACGGAGCAUACGUGAACGCGGCAUACAACGCCGAGCCGACGCCGGUGUGGGACCCCAACCAGGAGUGGGACCCCAACAGGGCCUGGGAUGACACGACCCAAAGCUACGGCGCCCCUGUUGUCCCACAACAGACCCAGCACCAGCAACAGGCGAUGACUGGACAACAGCAACAGCAACAACAACAGCAACAGCAGCAGCAACCGACGGAUCAACAGCAACCAGCACAGCCCGCGGCUCCAGCUUAUUACAAAGCUAAGGAGUACAAUCCUGAAACGGCUGUAGAUCCUCUCGUCAAGCCCAUCGGAGCAAACCACUUCCAGCUGGCCUGGUGGUACCUGGUGUUCCCCAUCCACUGGUCGUGCCGCUACACCAUGCCCGACUGCCGCGGCCGCUGGUACCCCGUCACCUUCAUCAUCAGCAUGCUCUGGAUCUCAUUCUACUCCUACUUCAUGGUGUGGAUGAUUACCAUCAUUGGCUACACCCUCGGCAUCCCGGACACUGUGAUGGGGCUCACGUUUGUGGCUGCGGGAGUCUCCGUGCCUGACGCACUCUCCUCGCUCGCCGUCAUCAAGGAGGGCUAUGGAGACAUGGCUGUAUCUAACGCGGUCGGCUCCAACGUCUUCGACAUCCUGGUGUGCCUCGGCCUGCCGUGGUUCAUCCAGACCGCCAUCAUACAUCCCGGCAGCCACGUCAACGUUUAUCAUAAAGGUCUGAUCUACUCAACCCUUUCGCUGUUCUCCACCGUGGUGUUCCUGGUUGUCGCGACUCACGCAAACGGCUGGAAACUGGAUCGCAAGUUCGGUGCCGUACUGAUGGUAUGGUACAUUUUAUUCAUCACCCUCGCCAGUCUCUACGAACUAAACGUUUUCGGAUAUUACACGCACCCCGACUGUGUCUCUAGCUAUUAAUUUUUUACAUUGACAACUUUUUGAUUUGACGUCAAAUUUCGUUUUGUUGGCACCCAUGAUUGUAACUGUCAUGAAUGUCAAAUCAAAGAAGGUUUUAUAUAAUUUAACUAUUUAGUUAAUAAUGAUUGUGUAAU